Molecule: messenger RNA, 1659 nt
Organism: Amphiprion ocellaris (clown anemonefish)
Lineage: Eukaryota; Metazoa; Chordata; Actinopteri; Pomacentridae
Product: tetraspanin-19
Exons: 8
Coding region: 161-1132 (323 amino acids)
Cellular component (GO): membrane
Source: RefSeq, a predicted model, not a curated record
CAGGUAUGUUUGCAGCACUGACUCGGCUCUCCGAGGAUCAGAGAGGAGCUAAAGGGUUCUGCUGGAGAACGUAACGAAGAACAACGACACAACCUGGUGUGUUGGUUCCACGGAAAGAGAGUCUAAACUAAGGAGCUUCUCGUCGUCACAGUUCAGGGAGAUGAAGCUGGAGGUGCAGAUCGAGCUGCUGAAGUUCUGCUGUGCAGUUUUUAACAUCCUCUUCCUGGUUCUGGGUCUGAUUGUAGCCGGAUGUGGAGUCUGGAUCCUGUUUGACAGUGGAAGCUUCCUGAACAUCCUCUCCUCUGAGGAGUUGCGUGUGGUGGCAGCAGGUCUGCUGUUGAUUGGUGGAGUGGUGGUGGCGGUCAGUGUCAUUGGAUGUGUUGGAGCUAACAACCAGAACAGACUCCUGCUGCUGGUGUACAUCGGCUUCCUCAUCGUCCUGGUCCUGGGUCAGAUGUUCGUCACACUGCUGCUGAUCCUUAACAGAGAGAAGAUUGAACGGAGUCUGACUGCAGCCGUGGAUCAGGUCAUCUUUGAGUACGGAAACAGCAGCAACCAUGUCGACACACUGCUGGACAACGUGCAGCACUAUGGGAACUGCUGUGGGAUGAGGGGCUCCAGUGAUUGGCUGAAGAACUCCUACAUCCAGAGUCUGAACCUGUCGAGUCCAGACGUGCUUCCAUGUUCCUGUUUCAUCUCGUAUCCCGCCGGCUUCAGCUCACCCUGGUGCUCCGAGCUCCUCAACUUCACCGAGCCGCUGUUUGGACGAGGAAACGGCACCUUCAGUGAGGGUUGCAGUCAGAAGCUCACUGAUUGGCUGCAGGAGAACGCAGUGACCAUCAUCGUCAUAGACUUCAGCCUCAUCUUGAUCCAGAUUCUUCAGUUCGCCGUCGUUGUGCACCUGUAUCGCGCAUUUGGUAAAAAAUCGGCUUUGAAAAGAUCCAGUUUGCUGGUUGACUACACCCCUAACGAUGACGUGGACUAUGGAGAGGAGAACUAUGCCUACGUAGAGCCUGAUGGUGGUUACGUAGACAUCAACAACGCAAACGUUGUAGGUCCCAACCACCCAGCCUACCAUCCUGACGACCAGAACCCCUACCAGGCAUACAGUGAACCGGCUUAUCGCUACUAGUCUGCUUUACCAAAAACCUAAACCUUUGGUUGGAAAAGAAAACUUCUGCUUCUGAACUGUUUCAGGGUGUUUUUGUGACCACCUAAACAACCUAAAGUGACCAUAAAGAAACCAUAGAGUCCUCCUGAUUCCCUGACUCAUUCACCAUCAGCAUCUUUUAAAGAACUAAUGAAACCUCUUUAAGGAUAUUUAAAGCUGUGAUGACAAGUAGUACACCUCUAUUGUUCCUGCAAUAAUCAUUACAAUCCCAUCAAUGACUAUAAUAAUGUACAACACAUCUAAUACUAUUUCAUCCUCGUUCUGCUGUCUAACAACAGAAAUACAAAAAUCUGUAAAUGAGAACAGCUGUAUUGUCAAUUCAGAGUAUUAAAAUGCAGAUUAUGUGAGCACAGAGAGCAGAAGAGAAGCUAACAAAUGUAAACAGCAGCUGAGUUUAGGGUGAACUGAAGCACAACGGAUGACAUGAAAACACGGUCACCCACCUAGUCCUUGUUUACUGGUUUAAAUUAAAGUUUCCACCAACUCUG